Elaeis guineensis (African oil palm) is the source of this 3792-nucleotide messenger RNA. RefSeq names its product phytosulfokine receptor 2. NCBI's taxonomy places the organism in Eukaryota, Viridiplantae, Streptophyta, Magnoliopsida, Arecales, Arecaceae. Gene Ontology annotation, molecular function: protein kinase activity; ATP binding; protein binding. The record is from RefSeq and is a predicted model, not a curated record. Gene Ontology annotation, biological process: protein phosphorylation.
CUCUCCAUCUCCCCCUAGAUUUGAAGCUUCUCCUUCCGUCCGUCCUCCGCUGGUGGUCAUGUCCUCUUUCCCAUUUAAUACCUCGGGAACUGCGCCCAUCCACAUUCCUAAAAGCUCCAUCGUGUGAACGAAAGCAAGUCGUUCAUUUCAACUAGAAGCACCCAUGUUCCGCUUCCUGAAGGAACGAAAACUCGUUCUUUGAAAAGAGAGUUAAAGAGAGGAGCAGAAAGAAGGGAAGAAACGGUGGCAUAGAAGGUGGGCGGUGCUGGGUCCUUGGGGAACUCUUGCUUCGCCCACAAGCCGGUGAUCUCUCUUCCCCUCCUUUGAUCCCAGAGUCCUCUUCGGAAUGUGGGUCUCCCCCAUCUUCCCUUUUGACCACCCUCUCCCAUCUCCCACAUGCACGACCCUCCCUUUUGGUUUAUAGAUCUCGUGGUACAUCUCUCUGGCCAAGAGCCGCAUCCAAAUGGGCUUCUCCUCCUCCUCCUCCUCCUCCUCUCCCUUCUUGAAAUGGGUGUUCAUCGCUUGUUUGCUGUGCUUAUUUCCCGUCUUCCGGGCCUCGGCCCUGUCCUGCAACCAAGACGACCACCGAGCCCUGAGGGAAUUCGCCGCCAACCUUGCCGGUGGCUCCAUACUCGCCAGCUGGUCCGACGCCGAGCCCUGCUGCAGCUGGGACGGCGUUGUCUGCUCUCGCCGGAGCAACCGAUCCUCCUCCAAUCCCGAGAGAGUUUCCGGGCUGCUCCUCCCCGGCCAUGGCCUUAGAGGGACCAUCUCCGGCUCUCUCGGCAAGUUGGACCAGCUUCGUCGCCUCGACCUGUCCCACAACCUCCUCAAGGGCGACAUCCCCCGGGAGUUCUCCAAUCUGAGCCUGCUCGAGCUUCUUGAUCUCGGCUACAAUAACCUAUCAGGGCCUAUCACUCCGGUCCGCGGCAUGGCGGGCCUUAAGAUGGUGAACCUGUCUUCCAAUUCCUUCAACGGGUCUCUGUUUGAUCUUGGAGCAUUGCCUCAUCUCUCCUACUUCAACAUCAGCAACAAUUCUCUGGCGGGGCCGAUCGGUCCCGACAUCUGCAUUGGCUCCCGGGCGAUUCGGGUUCUGGACUUAUCGUCGAACAUCUUCUCGGGGCCGCUCCCCGGAGGCGGCCCUCUCGAUUGCAACGCGACCUUGCAGGAGCUCUACCUCGGCUCCAACUCGCUCUCAGGUGAUCUCCCUGACUCCCUCUUUGAUUUGGUCUCCCUGGAGAGGCUAUCGCUGUCCUCCAAUGAUUUCUCUGGUAAAUUGAGCUCGAAGCUGAGCAAGCUUUCGAGCCUUAGAACGUUGCUUCUUUCAGUGAACCGGUUCUCCGGUCGCCUUCCCGAUGUGUUCGGGAACCUUACGAUGCUUGAGCAGCUGAUCGCGGCCUCCAAUUCCUUCUCUGGAAUUCUCCCUGGUUCCUUAGCUCAUUGCUCGCUGCUUAGAGAUCUUGAUCUUAGGAACAACUCCUUUACUGGUUCCAUUGAUCUUAAUUUCACUGGUAUGCCACAUCUUUCUUCUCUUGACCUUGCAACCAAUCACUUAAAGGGUUUUCUCCCAACCAGUUUAUCCACUUGCCCAGAAUUGAGAACCCUGAGCCUAGCUAAGAAUGGCCUGUCAGGUCAACUCCCUGAGGAGUUCGGGAAUCUGGCGUCCCUUGCUUUGCUAUCUUUGUCUAACAAUAGCUUUCACAACAUAUCCGGGGCGUUGACCGUUCUCCAACGGUGCAAGAACUUGACUACACUUAUCCUGACCAAGAAUUUUGUCGGGGAAGAGGUUCCUAAGAUCUCUGAUGGGUUCGAGAACUUGGCAGUCCUUGCACUCGGAAAUUGUGCUCUCAGAGGUCAAAUUCCCCAAUGGUUGGUGGACUGUAAGAGAUUACAGGUCUUGGAUUUGUCGUGGAACCACUUGAAUGGCACCAUUCCCGCUUGGAUUGGGCAGCUGGAUAAUCUGAUCUACUUGGACAUCUCAAACAAUUCUCUAAGUGGUGAGAUCCCGAAAAGCUUGACACAGCUCAAGAGCCUUGUUCUUACUAACAGCUCGGUGAAUGGGAGUUCGCUCGGUAUGCCGUUGUAUGUUAAACGCAACCAGAGCAUCCAUGGCCUGCAGUACAAUCAACUUUCGAGCUUCCCACCAUCUUUGUAUCUGAACGACAAUGGGAUCAAUGGGACGAUUUGGCCUGAGUUUGGGCAGUUGAAGGCACUUCAUGUCUUGGAUUUGAGCAAUAACAACAUCACCGGAAGCAUCCCUGACACACUCUCUGAGAUGGGGAACUUGGAGGUAUUGGAUCUGUCACGGAAUGAGCUUAAUGGAUCGAUUCCUGCAUCUUUGAGCAAGCUCACCUUCCUAUCAAAGUUUAGUGUGGCUCAUAACCACUUGCAUGGAGAGAUCCCAACUGGGGGGCAGUUCUUCACCUUCUCUAACUCCAGUUUUGAGGGCAAUCCAGGAUUGUGUAGGGGCACGGAUUCUUGUAAUACAACUAGAGUUAUGGGGUGGAGUCCUCAAAUUCCAUCAAGCACGACCAAUAAGUUUGGAAGGAGUAGCAUACUUGGAAUUACUAUCAGUAUCGGGGUGGGGAUUGCAUUUCUUUUGGCUGUUGUGUUGCUUAAUAUGUCAAGGAAGGAGGUGGGAGAUGCAGAAGAUGAAGAGGAUAUCGAAGACAGGGCGCACAGAUUAUCCGACUCCGGUUCGAAGUUGGUAUUUUUCUUUCAAAAUUCUGACUCCAAGGAGCUAACCAUCAGUGACCUUCUGAAAUCCACAAACAACUUUGACCAAGCAAAUAUCAUUGGGUGUGGCGGGUUUGGCCUGGUGUACAAGGCGUAUCUUCCUGAUGGAACAAAAGCUGCGAUCAAGAGGCUUUCCGGUGACUGUGGGCAGAUGGAGCGAGAAUUCCAUGCAGAGGUGGAAGCCCUCUCGAGAGCGCAGCAUAAGAACCUUGUUUUGCUGAAAGGGUACUGCAGAUAUGGUAAUGAUCGAUUGCUGAUAUAUUCCUACAUGGAGAAUGGAAGUCUGGAUUACUGGCUGCAUGAGAGGGUGGAUGGUGGGUCUCUUCUAAGGUGGGAGUCGAGGCUGAAGAUAGCUCAGGGAUCAGCGAGGGGAUUGGCUUACUUGCACAAAGUCUGCGAGCCCAACAUUAUCCACCGAGAUGUGAAGUCAAGCAACAUUCUGCUGGAUGAAAAAUUUGAAGCCCAUCUGGCAGAUUUCGGUCUGUCAAGGCUGAUUCGGCCAUAUGACACUCAUGUAACCACUGAUCUUGUAGGAACUUUGGGAUACAUUCCCCCUGAGUACAGCCAGACAUUGACGGCCACUCUGAAGGGGGAUGUUUUCAGCUUUGGGGUUGUUCUGUUGGAGCUUCUUACCGGUAGAAGGCCUGUGGAUGUGUGCAAGGCCAAAGGGUGCAGGGACUUGGUAACAUGGGUGCUUCAGAUGAAGUCUGAGAAGAAGGAAGAGCAGAUAUUCGAUGCGGCAAUUUGGAAUAAGGCCUAUGAAAAGCAGCUUCUGGUGGUUCUUGAGACUGCAUGCAAAUGCAUCAGCCCGGAUCCGCGGCACAGGCCCUCAAUUGAGCAAGUUGUUUCGUGGCUUGACAGAGUUGGAUCUGAUGCCUGAUUCUCUUAAUUUGUCAAUUUUUUCUUAUAAUAUAGUUUCUGUAAGAUUUUCAAGAGAAUGACUUGGAAGUGGUUGAGUCCAGUUUUGGAGAAAAGCAUGUUGUAAAUAAGUAUGCUUCUUUUAGUUUCUGUUAGACAAGAAAUCAAAAUAUAUUUUAACUCUGGCCUUCUUUAUUUCAA